CACCAAUCGUCUUCCACCACACAACUGCAAGCGCAUACACAAACGCAAUGGCUGUCGAAGAUACCAAGGGCAAGAAGCGCAAGGGCGCGCCAGAUGCUGCACCCAAGGCGAAGAAGGCUAGAAAGUCCGAUGAUGCUGUUACUUCCACAAAACCUGCCAAGUCGCCAAAAGCCGUCAAGACUGCUCCUGCUCCUGUCGAGUCCAAAGCUCCUAAGACUAAGGCUGCCCGCAAGCAAGCUGCCGACUUCAUGUCUGAAGACGAUGCGCCUGCUCCCGAGUCCGCGAAGGCUACUAAGGGCAAGAAGAAGGCCAAGGUCACUGUCGAGGUCAACGGCGACGAGUCUGAGUCUAUUGCCGUGAAGGUCGACGUCCCGGUGGCACAAGAAAAGCCAAAGAAAGGAAAGAAAGCCAAGGUCAUCGAAGUAGAAGUACACGAGGCGCCUGCACCAGAGCCUGAGGCGCCAAAGGAGAAGACCAAGAAAGCAAAGAAGAGCAAGCAAGUUGAUCCUGCGCCUGUCGAGGAAGACGUCACAGUCGAAGCCGAGGCCAAAGUCCCAAGCAAAAAGUCAAAGAAGACAAAGGGCGGUAAGAAACAACAAGAAGAGCCCGAGGAAGAGCUUCAGGAAGAGAUAUCUGAAGUCACUCCGGUGUCAGAAGACGUGGAUGACGAAGCUGAAGUGGAUGAUCAGACCGCCGCUCUGCUCGCUGGCUUCGAUAGCGACGAAGACGAUGAUACAGACCCAGAGGAUGACCUGAACUUUGACGAAGAUGCAACUGUCCCCACACUCAACAGGAAGGCAAGAAAAGCCGCCGAAAGAGCUGCGUUUACCGCCCGGAACAAUCAGCCCGGUGUUGUUUACGUCAGUCGCGUUCCACGUGGGUUCUUCGAGCCUCAGAUGAAAAAGUACUUCUCUCAGUUUGGCAGAGUCAACCGUCUCCGCCUUUCGCGCAACAAGAAGACCGGUGCCUCAAAACACUACGCCUUCAUCGAGUUUGCGUCCACAGAGGUUGCAGAUAUUGUUGCCAGGACUAUGGACAACUACCUACUGUUUGGGCAUAUCCUCAAGUGCAAGCUCGUCCCAGAAGAGCAAGUUCAUCCUGAUCUCUUCAAGGGUGCUGGCCAGAGGUUCAAGGUCGACCCUAAGAACAAGAAGGCUGGGUUGGAGAUGGCACGCGGUGUUGAGCGAGCCCAGUGGGAGAAACGCGUCACCAACGAGAACCAGCGGAGAUCGGGGAGAAACAAGCAGCUGAAAGAGGACUUCGGUUACGAGUACAACGCUCCCGCGCUCAAGGCUGUCGAGGAUGUCCCCAAGCAGGCGACUGGUCUGGAGAACGGUGAACCUCAGCAGGUGUUGACUGAGGCGCCUGUAGAGGAGACCCCCGCCGCCGAGCAACCCAAGGCGAAGAAGGGAAAGAAGGCCGCCAAGGCUCAAGAAGAGGUCGCACCCACAGAAGCCGCCCCGGUUCAGCCUGCUGCCGAGAAGAACACCAAGAAAGACAAGAAGCGUAAAUCAGAUGUCGUAGCCGAGGAGGUUAGUGCCGUCGAGGUAGUAGUCGCUCCCGCCGAGACAACACCCAAAGCCAAGAAGGCCAAGAAGUCAGCAAAGCCUGAGCCUAUCGUGGAAGACGUUCCUGCUGCACCGGUCGAGGACAAGAAGCCCAAAGCCGCUGCUGCCAAACCGAAGAAGGCGAAGAAGGCCAAGGCUUGAAGCGUCGACAUCAAAGUGUAUGCUUCCACCCAAGGGGCAUUUUCUGUUUGAGUUCAAAUGAGUGACAACCUUUCCCGUUUCAGCGACGAAGAAACGAUAUCCGUUUCAACCCCGGCGAGCCGUCAUUUUCAUAGCGAUUGCAAUGAAGGAUCAACGAUGUAUCAUAGGCAUGACAAGCGUGGUUACUUGAAUAUUUUUCUUCUACGACGUCCAGGGCACUAGGCGCGUUUCUUCUCGAGCUUACUGUCCAUGCUGCAGAGGAUACCAUGACCAUACAAUCAAAAGCAACUCCUGUUCCAC
Molecule: messenger RNA, 2009 nt
Organism: Dothidotthia symphoricarpi CBS 119687
Lineage: Eukaryota; Fungi; Ascomycota; Dothideomycetes; Pleosporales; Dothidotthiaceae
Exons: 4
Coding region: 48-1709 (553 amino acids)
Biological process (GO): maturation of LSU-rRNA from tricistronic rRNA transcript (SSU-rRNA, 5.8S rRNA, LSU-rRNA)
Cellular component (GO): nucleolus
Molecular function (GO): RNA binding
Source: RefSeq, a predicted model, not a curated record